Messenger RNA from Daucus carota subsp. sativus, 1479 nucleotides. Its product is annotated as transcription repressor OFP1. Gene Ontology annotation, molecular function: DNA binding. The transcript has a single exon. Gene Ontology annotation, biological process: negative regulation of DNA-templated transcription. The record is from RefSeq and is a predicted model, not a curated record. NCBI's taxonomy places the organism in Eukaryota, Viridiplantae, Streptophyta, Magnoliopsida, Apiales, Apiaceae. Bases 236 to 1339 code for a protein of 367 amino acids.
UUAAAAAGAUGAAGCCUCUCCCGCACUUGAGAUCCACCAUUCUCUUUUCAUCUUUUGCUUCCUUGUCAAAGUUUUCUUCCAUUGUGACCCCACCCCUGCCCCAUAAAAGACCAUAAAGUUCAUCCUCCAUCUUACAAAGAUACUCCCAGCUCUUGGAGAAAAUUACACAAAAGAGACAGAGAGCAGUGUCUAUAUUCUCCAACUCAAUUCAGCCCUCACAAAACAGGGAGUUUUGAUGGGCAAAUAUAAGUUCAAGUUGUCAGACAUGAUUCCAAAUGCCUGGUUUUACAAGCUCAAAUACUCUACCAGGACAACCAAGAGCCCAAACUCCAUGCAAAAACUCAAGAAAAAUAAUCAUGCCAAAACCAAGUCUCCAGCAUACUACUCAUCAUUAUCAUCAUCUUCUGGAGGGGCUGCGGCCGCAUCGCAAAGAAAGUCUUACCAUAUCACAAGAGACCUUCCACCAACUCCAGAUAAAAAUUCGGCUUCUCAACAUUCAGACUCACCAAGAAGGUCAUCAAGAAAGAGAGGCAGUAACAGGAAGAAGAGGCGAUCAAUCAGAUCAACAUCCCCGAGGCUCCUUUUAAGCGCCCCAGUUUCUACUGAUUGUAGCUGCAGAGCCAGCCAUGAGGAUUGCCAGAAUGAUCCUCUUGUCGAAAGCAGCUAUUCUGAGGAUGAUUAUUCUGUUUUUCCUGAAUUGUGGUCAGAAAAGGAAGACAAGCCAUUUCAUAAAAUGGUGUCUUCUUGUCACUGCAGAGCCAAAAGUGACAUUCCCAUUGGCAUGACGAUGAGCAAAGAUUCUAAAUGUGAAAACUUUGAUCCAAUUCUGCAGUUUGAGCUCAAGCCCAUUAUUACCAAGAUCAACAAAGUUAAGAAAAAUGAUGAAGAAGUGUCCAAGAUCAGGAUGAUCUCAGCUACAAAUGAUGAAAGCAUUUCACACUCUUUUUACAAAGAGCAAAAGAGUGUAAAUUCUGUUAAAAAGUUGUCAUUCAAUACUAACUCGACAGGUGUGAAACUGAAGACUGAUUCUCCAAGAACAGCAAGCAAAAGAUUUCUUCAAGGCCAUCACCGAAAAAGUGCAUCACUUGGCGGAGCAAGGAGGAGCUUGGCGGAGAGUUUUGCAGUUGUGAAGACAACUCAAGACCCUCACAAAGAUUUUAAGGAUUCAAUGAUGGAGAUGAUAACUGAGAACAAUAUAAGAACAACAAAAGACUUGGAAGAUCUUCUUGCAUGUUAUCUAUCACUCAAUUCUGAUCAAUAUCAUGGCCUCAUCAUCAAAGCAUUCAAGCAAGUAUGGUUUGAGAUUGCUGAUAUGAAGCAUAUAACCAGAGAUUCUUAGAUAUAUCUAGGUAUAAGAAUAAGAGUCUUUGCUUAAGGCUUCUUCAUGUUCACUUAAUCAGUAUCUGAGGUUUCAGCUUUUCUGUAAAAUUGUACAUAAAAUCUUCAACUGUAAUUAUAAUAAAACUAUGCAGUUAAAGA